This is a messenger RNA of Hemicordylus capensis (graceful crag lizard), 2508 nucleotides long. Its product is annotated as vomeronasal type-2 receptor 26-like. Gene Ontology annotation, molecular function: G protein-coupled receptor activity. The transcript has 6 exons. Gene Ontology annotation, cellular component: membrane. Lineage: Eukaryota; Metazoa; Chordata; Lepidosauria; Squamata; Cordylidae. Bases 1 to 2508 code for a protein of 835 amino acids. Gene Ontology annotation, biological process: G protein-coupled receptor signaling pathway. The record is from RefSeq and is a predicted model, not a curated record.
AUGCUUAUAUUGCUAGUGUUGGUAAUGCUACUAUCUGAGAGUGUGUGCAAGAUUCCUCUUGUUAAAUGUAAAAUGGGUCACCCUAGUCCAAUUAAUCAUAAUUCUUUUCAGUCAGGAGACCUUCUUAUUGGUGGCAUUAUUUCCCAGAUCUACUUCACUUCUGACAGGGUAACAUACAGAAGACAUCCCUCCGAGGAACUGGUUGAUCACAUCAUCUAUUUUAGUCCAAGACUUACUUUUCAAGCCUCCAUGGAAUUUCUCUCCACAUGGCGGGAAUUGAUCCCUAACUAUAAGUGUGAUGCCCCGAGCAAUCUGGUAGCAGCCAUUGGGGGACCUAACAUUAAUGUCUGUCUCCACAUGGCAGACAUUCUGAACAUUUACAAGCUUCCACAGCUCACAUAUAGUUCUGCUCCAGAAACAAACAAAGCCCAAACUGUUUUCUUCCAGUGGAUGUUUCCAAAUACAGGCAGUCAAUAUAGAGGGAUCCUUCAGUUACUGCUACACUUCAGGUGGACAUGGAUUGGGGUGGUAUAUUUCGGUGUUAUCAGUACAGAGAUGUUUGUACAGAACAUGCUUCUGAUGUUUUCCCAGAGUGGCAUCUGCUUUGACUUUAUUAAAAAAUUACCAGGAAUAACAUUUUACAAUGACUACACUAACAUGGUGGCAGAGGGAACUGAAAUAUUAUAUAUUGUCAUGGAAAGCAAAGCCAAUACAGUAGUCUUACAUGGCGAAAUGCAUACUAUGAUUUAUUUGAGACAUGUUUUUCAGUUGUUGGCAUUUGAAGGCCUACAGUGGAAUAAAAAAGGUAAAGUCUGGAUUAUGACAACUGAGAUGGAUUUCACAUCGCUUCCCUUUCAAAGAGGAUUUGAUCUAGACUUCCUCCAUGGUGCUUUAUCCUUUGCAAUUCACUCAGAGGACAUAUUAGGAUUCCAGACCUUUCUACAGAUGAGAACCCCUGCCAAAGAAAUAGGAGAUGGCUUUCUCAAGGAUUUCUGGGAACAGGCAUUUAAUUGUGUGUUCCCCAGCUCAGAGGCAGAUGAGAAGACUGAAGAAGUCUGCACUGGGGAGGAGAAACUGGAGACUCUCCCCAGGUCUGUAUUUGAAAUGCGCAUGACUGGCCACAGUUAUAGCCUCUACAAUGCUGUUUAUGCUGUGGCACAUGCUUUGCAUGCCAUGCAUUCAUCCAUGUCUAAGCACAGAACAGUGAUUCAUGGAGGGGGAUGGAGACUUUGGAAUUUUCAUCCAUGGCAGCUCUUUCACUUGUUGAGAAGAGUCUCGUUUAACAAUAGUGCUGGGGAAAUGGUUUCUUUUGACCAAGAUGGGGCAUUGGUAGGUGGAUUCGAUAUUAUCAACUGGAUCACUUUCCCAAACAAGUCCUUCCUUAGAGUCAAAGUGGGAAGGACAGACCCACAUACUCCCCCAGACAAAGCGGUCACCAUUUCUGAGGAUACCAUUGUGUGGCUCAGCAGGUUUAACCAGACACUGCCUCUUUCAUUGUGUAAUGACAAUUGCCAUCCAGGUUACAGAAAAGCAAAGAAGGAAGGGAAGCCAUUUUGUUGCUUUGAUUGCCUUCCAUGUCCAGAAGGGAAGAUUUCAAACCAGAAGGACAUGGAUGACUGUGUUCAGUGUUCAGAAGAUCAUUAUCCAACACAUGAUCGGGAUUUAUGCAUUCCAAAAGUCAUAAAUUCCUUGACUUAUGAAGAACCGUUGGGCAUCGGUUUGGCAAUUUUUGCUCUUUCCUUGUCUUGCAUCACAGUUUUUGUACUUGGAACUUUCAUGAAGUAUCAUAACACACCCAUUGUCAAAGCCAACAACCGAAGUCUCUCCUACACUCUCCUCAUCUCCCUCCUGCUCUCCUUCCUUUGUGUUUUCCUCUUCAUUGGUCGACCUGCGGAGUUGACCUGUCUUCUUCGACAACCGGCCUUCAGCAUCAUUUUCUCGGUUGCUAUUUCUUGCAUGCUGGCCAAAACCAUCACAGUGAUUCUAGCUUUCAUGGCCAAAGAGCCAGGGUCCAGCAGGAGAAAGUGGGUUGGGAAAAGACUCUCCAUCUCCCUUGUCCUUUCCUGCUCUCAUCUUCAAGCAGGCAUUUGUGCAAUAUGGUUAGGAACCUCUCCUCCAUUCCCGGAUUUUGACAUGCAUUCGCUCACUGGAGAGAUUAUAGCAAAAUGUAAUGAAGGAUCUGUCUUCAUGUUUUAUCUUGUUAUGGGUUACAUGGGAUUUCUGUCCAUCAUCAGCUUCAUUGUGGCUUUCCUUGCUCGGAAGUUACCAGACAGCUUUAAUGAAGCGAAGUUUAUCACCUUCAGCAUGUUGUUGUUCUGCAGUGUUUGGUUGUCUUUUGUUCCUACCUACUUGAGCACCAAAGGGAAAUAUAUGGUGGCUGUGGAGAUCUUCUCCAUCUUAGCUUCUUGUACUGGGAUACUGGCUUUUAUCUUUUUCCCCAAAUGCUACAUCAUUGUGCUGAGGCCUGAAUUGAACAAAAAGGACCAGCUGGUGAAGAGAAAAUAUUAA